ACGCGUGGACGAUGUGGCAGCAUGCCCUCCCGGAGUCGCACAAGUAGUGAAGGAUCUAUGCAGACUGGGCCUAACAAGCUUCCGCCAAACUGCAGUCAUCAGAUGGAUGGUCCACACCCGGGAUCUGUGUGUCUUCAUCCCAUCACUCGGCCUAAAUCAAUGUACUCAUCAUCUCUCUCCUCGUCAUGCUCUCCGCCUUGUGCUUCUGCUUUGUUCAGUCCCAGCUCAAGUGAGUCCAUGGAGUCAACUGCAUCCGUAGAGGACUUUGAUGGCCUGCAUUCUCAUACUCCAGAAACUGCUGUAGAUAACUCCAAUGGUGAGGAGGAUUAUAUGUCAAUGGAGGCUGGCUUGGAGAGCAAUAUGAGCCAGCAUCGGGACCAUCCACAGCCACCCUUCUCCCUCCCUAUUGGCAGCACGCGGAGUUAUGUUCAUUCCCUAAGCAAAGGUCUCAUCUCUCCUGUAAGUGGUAGCAGCACGGAAGGUCCAUGCCUCUCGUCUCCUCAAGAUCAGUACUUGGAGAUGUUAAGCCCCCUAGAGCGUGCACAGGAAGGCCUAUUUGGCUCAGUGUCAGAAAGGUCAGCAUAUCUGUGCAUGGAUCUUACCCCCAAUCAGCCUUCAGGAAGUUCAGGUCCCGAAAACUCUGGGUACUUGUCCAUGGCGCCGCUCAAUUCCCCUGGAUCAUCCCUCCCGGCCUGGCAAUCACACCCUUCUAGUCAGGUAUCAUCACCACCCCAUUCUGCCAACCAUUCUCGCAUCCCCAGCCUAGUGGAUGAAAAUACUGAUAGUUACCUCUCUAUGGUGCCUGGAGGACACGGAGACGCCACGACCACCUCUAGUGACACUUACGCUCGAGACCGCUCCCGCAGCUACCUCGAUAUGACUCCUACACCUGCUGUUCCUACACCCAUCCCAUGUAGCCCAUCUGAUGGUAUGGUUCAACACAGAGGAGGAGGUGACUCUUUCCCUGAGAUGUCCCCCGGAAGCAGUUGUUCCUUCACCUCAGGAACUCCCUCCUCUGACCAUCGCUUUCAUGAUUUCAUAGCUGAGAAGAGUGGGAAUGGGUCCUACUGUGGUUAUUCGGAAGAUGAUGACUCCUCUCUUGACAGACCUCACAGAACCAAUUCUGUUGGUUCUAAACCUGAACAAUUCCGAAGUCGUAAAAAUAGACUGGAGGUGAGCCCAGCUGAACCUGCCCGUGUACGAGCCUUCUCUGUGGGGUCACGUGUGAGCCUCAGGCUAGCGGGUGGCAGAGCCGGCCAGGUGGCAGGUGGCACAGCAACUGCCACUUCUGCCUCUGUCACCGAGUUCUCACCUUCUAUUAAGGAGAAGGGAAAACAAGUGAAAAGCAAAUCAUCAAGCGCGCCAAUUCUGGGGACGUCGCCUAUCUCCAACUCGUGGUCAGGGACCCCUGGGACAUUCUUCCGGGGCUUCCUCCAAGCACGGAACCAAGAGCGGAACAACGACCUGAUGGAGUUUGACUUCACCAAGAACAAGAGCUGCGACAGUAUAUCAGCUGAGAAGGAGAAAAAGAGUAGUAGUAUAGAGAGCAUUAAGAGAACCUUCACAGGACAGAGACAUCGUUCCAAUUCCAAGUCCUCAGGGAAUGGCAAAUCUUCAGUUUUUGAUUCUAUGAAAAGAGACAAAAAGAAAUCAGAAAGUGAGUUGUCUGCCAAGGGUAUGGAGAUCCCGGAGGGUAAGAGUCCCUUUGAGCUUGAUUUUACACCGAGUCCUCGUGGAGGUGGUUCAGAUGUUUGUGAUGGGUACUUGCCUAUGAAUUUGAGGCCUGCGGUCUCCAGUGGUCAGUCCUCUGCAAACUCUGAAUACCUAGAGAUGAACAGCAAAGAUUUCUUAAGGGGACAUGGUUUAAAUGACCCAUACUUAGAUAUGUCUAAAAGCAGUGACAGAUUAGUUUCCUCACUGAGUACCUCAGGGCCAAACGAUGGUUAUGUGGACAUGAGUCAAGGCAAAGGUCUGGGGACGCUUCCUCUCACACCUGUAUCCUCGUCCUCCACAACUUCCAACAGCUCAUCUUCCAUUGGUGCUAGAGUCAGAAAGAUUUCGUCCACAUUUAAUCCAUUGUCUUCCCAAGACUUUUCUUCACAGCAGGACGAGUACAUGCCCAUUGACCUCCGUGGCAGUUUUGAAUCUUCCCAUUCUCUUGAUGGAGAGAAGAGUAAGAAAAAGAAAAGCAGUAAGAGAAAGUCAUUUAAGGACAGCACCAAACGCAAGAAAUCAGACCCAAUAGCAGUAAUGGGGAAGGGAAGUGAUGGGGAGAAUGCCCAGGAAAGUAGCAAAAAAGGAACAAGUCCCUUAUCCUCUCUCUCAACCUUCUUAGGUCGAAAGAAUUCCUCAGGCACCCCUCCUAAGACCCCGCUUUCACCUACUGGUAGUCCACUUCCUAAGUCCAGUCGAGGAACUCCUAGUCCAUUUUCGAGUCUAACACGCAAGAAAAGUGAAAGUAAGGAUAGUAGUAAAGAUGGAGCAGCAAAGGAAAGUUCUGGGGGCUCAUCAAGUGUAAGCUCAGGCAUCGGCACAAGUUGCAUUAGAGAAUCGAGUAGAGAAGCAGAGGAGAGUGCCAUAUCAGGUGAUAGCUCGAGCGUCGCCUCAUCCUCACAGACAGUUCCUAAUAGUGGUGACCAGCAGAAUAAACAAACAACUAACAACAGCGGUGGUAGCAAGAGAACUUCAGGGAUAUUUGAAACGUUAUCUCAGGCAGACACUAAGCUGGAGGAAAAGCAGAGAAAUAUAGGCUUAGAGUCAGGUAACACUGAUGUUUCUGUCAACAGUCAGCAGCAACAUUUAAAUAUUAAUAGCAAUGAUAUGGGGGCAUAUGUAAACUUAUCACUAGGCAGCUCAGAUAAGAAUUUAAAUGUCGAGAAUAAACAACGAAAAGUAUCCACAGGCUCAGUAUCAUCAGACUACAUGAAUGUUUCUCCAAUGUCAGCAUGUAAAACACCUGAGACACCAUCUGACCCUCAGCAACCACGUGAGUAUGUGAACAUGUGCCCAGGAGGUCGCCCAGAGUCACACAGCACCUCUCUGAUUCCACCACAGCCUGCACCUAUGCCAGGCACGGUUUCCCCUAAGAGGAAAACCAGUCUUACAUCGAAGGGUGAAUCUAGUGAAAAGAGUAGUCCCAGUUUAGGAUAUGGGGGUUCUAGAGAUCAGAAUCGUCGUGACAGUAAGCGGUUAAGUGGCAGUAAUUAUGGAGAAGAGAACGAUGGUGGUAGUGGGGAAAGUGGGUAUUUGUUAAUGACCCCAGGACAAACCCCGCCGAAACCUGUUUCUCCUCGCACAGUAACUCGUCGACCAGACAUUCCCUCAGCUCUCCUUGGUGGCCGUCCUGAUGCCAGCCUCUCUGCCACCUUGGAGCGGCUAAACUUAGGCAGCUCUGGAGGUAGUGCCACGAGUGAAAGAUGUCGGAGUCACAGUGGCCCAGGUGCCCCUGAGAGUUCUGCAGUAGGUGGCGAGGUGCGGGUAAAAAAACAAUUAUCAGAACCAAGAGCUGGGUCAGGGAGCCAAGGGAGUAGUGGUCGGGCAGCAUCAGCAUGCUCAUCACCUGUGUCAUAUUCACCACCUACAUCUCCGACCCUAAGAGGUUCUGUAUCAUCUGUGUCAUCGUUAAGUGAAGGUGGUCUUUCUUCAGCAUCUUCCACCUGCACUGUGGUUAAUGUGGGUGUUGGACGGCGGGAGAGUGGGCUUGGGGGGUCAGGCCGGGCCCAGGAGACGCCGGUUGAUUCUACAUCCCACGCUAGUGUCUCCUCUUCCUCUUCCAGUCAGCAGUCGACUUCAACAGCUAGCAGUGGCUGCAGCAGUGGAGACAGUGGACUAAAUUAUGUCUCUUUGGAUUUAGCUCCAGCUCGUUGUGAGGGCGUGAUGCCUUCACCUCUAGCUGGCCGCCGGUCUACAAGUGGGGCUGGAGUUCCUCAUACUGCGUGUCUCCAAGAACCUGCGGUUGGGGAGGAAGACGAACCCCUCAGUUAUGCUCAAAUAGACUUCACCAAGAGUGAGGGUUUGCGUACUACCUCCCUUACCCGCGACAAACGACACUAACAUCCCCACCUCAUUUACACAUGCCUCUCCCUUUACUCCCACACCCACGCAAAUCAAAACUGUAUAGAUGAUUUAUAAGAUUAAGUACAUAAGUUAAAUAAAAGUAA
Messenger RNA from Penaeus vannamei (Pacific white shrimp), 4160 nucleotides. Lineage: Eukaryota; Metazoa; Arthropoda; Malacostraca; Decapoda; Penaeidae. The record is from RefSeq and is a predicted model, not a curated record.